UUCCCCUCCUAGGCCUCCUUCAUUGAAUAGCCGAGCCGAGGCCGAGCAAGCAGACAUACGUGCAGAGCAGCCAUGGCUACUCUCCACAUGUUCCUCAGCAUCCUCCUCCUCUUCCUCCUCAUCUCCGUGCAGACUAUUCCUCCUACCACAGCCACAAAAGAUGAUACUCUGGCGCCAGGCCACGCAUUGGCCGUCGGCGACAAGCUCGUUUCCAGCAACGGCAAAUUCGCGCUUGGCUUCUUCCAGCCCGGCGCCGGCAACAUCAGUAGUAAGUCAUCUACCUCUCCCGGUUGGUACCUUGCCAUAUGGUUCAAUAAGAUCAAUGUCAUCACCCCCGUCUGGGUCGCCAACCGGGAGAGGCCGAUCGCCGGACCCGACCUCAGAGCGACACAGCUCCAAAUCUCAAAAGAAGGCAACCUUGUCGUCUUAAACAACGCCACCCAAUCCGUCGUCUGGUCCACCCACAUCACCGGAAACAGAACCAACGCCACCUCCACCACCACCACCAGCAGCAGGGCCAUCCUCUUGGGCAGUGGAAACCUCGUCAUAGAAAGCCCGUCAAGUGAGGUGCUGUGGCAGAGCUUCGACGACCCAACCGACGUGGCGCUCCCCGGCGCCAAGAUCGGCUGGAACAAGGUCACCGGCCUGAACCGUGUCGGCAUCUCGUGGAAGAGCCGGAUCGACCCGGGCCUCGGCUCCUUCAGUGUGGGGCUGGAAACCAAUGGCACCAGGAUGGUGAUGGUGGGGCACCGAGGCUACCCUUCCCAAGUUUACUGGUCAUGGUCGCCCGACGAGUCGCCGAUGCAGAUGCCAGCACUCCGAGCGCUGCUGAAGAUGAACCCACAGACCAGAGGGUUGGUCGUCCCGGAAUACGUCGACAACAGCGAGGAGGAGUACUACAUGUACACCUCACCUGACGAGGCCUCCUCCACAUUCCUCUCCCUCGACACGUCUGGUCAGACCAAGCUGAACGUAUGGUCGCAGGCCAACCAGGCAUGGCAGACCAUCUACGUCCAGCCCAUCGAUCUCUGCCGCUCAUACGCCACAUGCGGACCGUUCACCGUCUGCACCGGCAGCUCGCAGCCGCCCUGCGAGUGCAUGGAGAGCUUCUCCCGGACGUCGCCUCAGGAUUGGGAGAUGGGUGAUCGGACAGGAGGGUGCUCCAGACGCACUCCGCUGGAUUGCAAUGGCAACAAGAGUUCGACAGACGUGUUCCACCCCGUAGCUCGUGUCACAUUGCCCUACGGCCCCCGGAGCUUACAGGAUAUUCCUCCAACUGCAACUCGGGGCGAAUGUGAAUCGGCCUGUCUCAGCAACUGCUCCUGCACUGCUUACUCCUACCAAGACAGCAAAUGCUCUGUUUGGCAUGGGGAUUUGUUCAGUGUAAACAAGGAUGAUGCCAUCGAGAUCCGCUCUGAAUACACUCUGUACAUUCGCCUUGCCGCCAGAGAUUUCCCAAGUUCCACAGGAGAUAAAAGAAAACCAGUACUAACCGGAGUUGUUAUUGCUGCAAGCGUUAUCGGUUUUGGGUUGCUAAUGCUCAUGUUGCUACUAGUGAUCUCAAGGAACAGAUUCAGCUGGUGUGGUGUGUCGUCAAAUGCCACCAAUGAAGAUAGUGUAGGUGUUGUUGCCUUUAGAUACGCCGACUUGGGCCGUGCUACAAAAAACUUCACAGAGAAGCUGGGGGCCGGAGGUUUUGGUACUGUAUUCAAGGGAGCUUUAAGUGACCUGACUAGUGUAGCAGUGAAAAGGCUUGAGGGUGCACAUCAGGGAGAGAAGCAAUUCCGGGCAGAGGUAAGUGCACUUGGACUGAUCCAACACAUAAACCUGGUGAAAUUGGUUGGUUUCUGCUGUCAGGGUGAUAAGAGGCUACUUGUGUAUGAACACAUGUGCAAUGGUUCUCUCGACUCCCAUCUGUUCGAGAGCAAUGGCACAGUCCUCGACUGGAGCACCAGAUAUCAGAUAGCCAUCGGAGUCGCUAGAGGAUUGUCCUACUUGCAUCAGAGUUGCCACGAAUGCAUCAUACACUGUGAUAUCAAGCCAGAAAAUGUACUCCUCAAUGAAGCAUUUGUCCCGAAAAUUGCGGACUUUGGGUUAGCAUCGGUCAUAGGAAGGGAUUUUAGCCGGGUUCUAACUACAUUCAGGGGAACAAUGGGGUAUCUUGCCCCAGAAUGGCUUAGCGGGGUUGCUAUUACAUCAAAAGUCGAUGUUUACAGUUUUGGCAUGGUACUGAUGGAAAUCAUAUCAGGAAGAAGGAAUGCAUCUGUGGUACACACUAGCGGCAGCGACCAUGUUGCUUAUUUCCCUGUGCAAGCCAUCAACAAGCUUCACGAGGGACAUGUGCAGAGCUUGGUGGAUCCACAAUUAUAUGGCGACUUCAGCUUGGAUGAGGUUGAAAGAGUUUGCAAUGUAGCAUGUUGGUGUAUCCAGGAUAAUGAGUUGGACCGGCCAACAAUGGGUUUAGUGGUCCGAGUUCUUGAGGGUGUAAAGGAGCUCGAUAUGCCCCCAAUGCCAAGGCUUCUUGCGGCUAUGACAGCAGAAUGCUCCGAUGUCGCUUCCAUGUAAUAAUUCUAGUUACUUCUAAUGUCUAUGAUACUUUUAUUUGCUUCAGCAAAUUUUAUGGUUCUGGUUUGGAUCGUGUAACAGCACA
Molecule: messenger RNA, 2650 nt
Organism: Triticum dicoccoides
Lineage: Eukaryota; Viridiplantae; Streptophyta; Magnoliopsida; Poales; Poaceae
Product: G-type lectin S-receptor-like serine/threonine-protein kinase At2g19130
Exons: 1
Coding region: 73-2565 (830 amino acids)
Biological process (GO): recognition of pollen; protein phosphorylation
Molecular function (GO): ATP binding; protein serine/threonine kinase activity
Source: RefSeq, a predicted model, not a curated record